AUGAGUGCGAACAGAGUAAUUUCCGUCCAAACAGAGGAGCUCUUCCAAGCAUGUGAAGCUGGUAAUGAGCAAGUAGUUGCAGACCUGAUCCAGGAUUCUCGUGCUGACGUUAACUGGCAGUGCAAGCAGUCGUAUGGAGCUACACCACUCGUAGUUGCCAUCUCUAAUGGUCAUUUAGAGGUCGUCGAGAUGUUAUUAAAAGCUAAUGCAGAGCUUGGAGUGCUUAAAACUCCUGAUCGUAACAGUCCGUUACAUGAAGCGGCUUCAAAAGGCGAUCCGAAAAUUCUACAGCUAGUAUUGAACAAGGUCUUUGACAUAUCAAGCGACGAUGCCUCGGAUCUUAUCAACUUUCAAAAUCAGUUUGGCAACACGCCGUUACACAAUGCAGCACGAACAGGUAACCCCAAGUGCGUCGCUCAGUUACUACAAGCUGGCGCGGAAUACUCGAUACGAAAUACCAAUGGAUCUAUUCCACUACACCACGCUUGCUACUGUGAAAAGCUGAACUUGGAAGUUGUUCAACUGCUCGUCGAAGCUGGUUCAGAUGUCGAUGCACUAGACGAGCAGCAUCAAUCACCGCUUAUUGUAGCUGCUAAAAAGAAUCAGUUAGAGGUAAUGAAAUAUCUGCGAGACAAAGGUGCUGAUGCCACACUUGAGAAUUCGUUUGGCGAGAAUGCACAUCACUUUGCGAAGCUGUGCGACAACAACAGCAAUACAUUUCAAUCGAAAUGA
Molecule: messenger RNA, 732 nt
Organism: Plasmopara halstedii
Lineage: Eukaryota; Oomycota; Peronosporomycetes; Peronosporales; Peronosporaceae
Product: 26S proteasome regulatory complex, subunit PSMD10
Exons: 6
Coding region: 1-732 (243 amino acids)
Molecular function (GO): protein binding
Source: RefSeq, a predicted model, not a curated record